GGUUGAUAGAGCUUGGAUAUAAAGGCCUCGCUGGGCUCCUGUCUCUGUGGAGGUGACUCUUAAGCUCUACCGGCUUACUCGUCUUCGUAUUGAUCAAGCAUAUCUCCUGUCACCAUGGCUCCCAAGAUCAAGGCUAGUGCUACGCACCAGACAGAGGUUGCAAUUGCACAAGCCGAAGCACCAGAGCUUGAACGCGUCAACUGGCGUCAAGAUCCAGGCUUGAGAAAGCUUUACUUCUUUGCUGCCAUCAUCUGUGUUGCUUCUGCAACCACUGGCUAUGAUGGGUCUAUGCUGAACAACAUACGCAUCCUGCCGCAAUGGACGGACUAUUUCAACGAUCCUCAGGGGUCCAACCUCGGUAUUCUGACUGCUCUUUACAGUAUUGGCUCAAUUGCUAGUCUGCCGAUUGUUCCGUUCAUCUCGGACCAUUUCGGUCGCAGAUGGGCUAUUAUUCUAGGCUGCUUCAUCAUGAUCAUUGCCGCUGCGAUCCAAGGUGCUUCUCAGAACCUUGCGAUGUUCAAAGGCGGCCGCUUCCUCAUGGGUUUUGGAAACAGCAUGGCUCAAUUGUCGUCUCCCUUGUUGCUUACCGAGCUUUGUCACCCUCAGCACCGCGGUAGAGUCACAGCAAUUUACAAUUGUCUCUGGAAUCUGGGAGCCAUCAUCAAUACCUGGCUCUCCUUUGGGACCAAGCGUAUUCCCACCGACUGGUCAUGGCGGAUUCCAACCAUUGUACAAGGCGCUCCAUCCGUCAUUCAGAUCAUUUUCAUCUGGUGGAUCCCGGAAUCUCCUCGCUGGCUUAUCUCGAAAGACCGCCAGGAUGAGGCACUCGCUGUUCUUGCUAAAUACCACGCAAAUGGCAACGCCCUACAUCCGACUGUCCAGUUUGAAUACGCCGAGAUCAAGGAGACACUACGUCUCGAGUUCAUCGCCAAAAAGUCCUCCAGCUACCUCGACUUCCUCAAGUCCAAAGGCAAUCGAUAUAGAUUCUUACUGGUGGUCUCUCUGGGUCUCUUCUCUCAGUGGUCUGGCAACGGCCUCGUUUCUUACUAUUCGGCCGAUAUCUACAAAUCAAUCGGCAUCACGAGCUCCGAUGCGCAGCUUGGUCUGAAUGGCGGGUUGACCAUUUGGUCUCUGAUUGUGUCUUGUACCUGUGCCCUGCUUUGUGAUCGAGUGGGCAGACGUCCGCUGUUCAUCGCCGCGACCCUCGGUAUGCUGUUGUGCUUCAUCGCCUGGACAAUUUGCGCGGCCGUUUACCAGGACAACGGCAACAAAGCAGCCGGCCAGGCAGUCGUGGCCUUCAUCUGGCUCCACGGGACCACCUACGCCCUGGCGUGGUCCGGUCUGUUGGUCGGGUAUACUGUCGAGAUCAUGCCGUUCAAGAUCCGUGCCAAGGGUCUCAUGGUCAUGAACUUCUGGGUUCAAGUCGCGCUGGUGAUCAACCAAUACGUCAAUCCGCUUGGCUUCAAGCAUUUGCAGCCGAACUGGAAGCUGUACACCAUUUACACUUGCUGGAUCGCAUUUGAACUCGUCUUCGUGUACUUCCUUUACGUCGAGACUCGUGGACCUACUCUGGAGGAGAUCGCGAAGAUCUUCGAUGGUGAAGAAGCUGAGGUGGCUCAAGUCGAUAUUGACAAGGCACGUCUCGCAAGCGCCGUUGAGAAGAACGACACUACCGUUGAGCAUCGCAAUGUGGUCUAAGCCUCCAGCUUGGGCGUGGGCAUGGCCUCGGAGAAGAAUGAAGGUGGCCAAGGGCACAUCCCUGACGGGAGGACUGCAUGUGGACACAAUGGACCCAGAUAGUAGAAGCUGUGGGAUGCCC
Messenger RNA from Exophiala xenobiotica, 1819 nucleotides. RefSeq lists its product as uncharacterized. Bases 115 to 1698 code for a protein of 527 amino acids. The transcript has 4 exons. The record is from RefSeq and is a predicted model, not a curated record. Lineage: Eukaryota; Fungi; Ascomycota; Eurotiomycetes; Chaetothyriales; Herpotrichiellaceae. Gene Ontology annotation, biological process: carbohydrate transport; transmembrane transport. Gene Ontology annotation, molecular function: carbohydrate:proton symporter activity. Gene Ontology annotation, cellular component: membrane.